This is a messenger RNA of Suricata suricatta (meerkat), 4066 nucleotides long. It is a transcript of the gene ALKBH8, whose product is annotated as alkB homolog 8, tRNA methyltransferase. Gene Ontology annotation, biological process: oxidative demethylation. The record is from RefSeq and is a predicted model, not a curated record. The coding region runs from base 13 to 1008 and encodes 331 amino acids. NCBI's taxonomy places the organism in Eukaryota, Metazoa, Chordata, Mammalia, Carnivora, Herpestidae. Gene Ontology annotation, molecular function: 2-oxoglutarate-dependent dioxygenase activity; demethylase activity; RNA binding. The transcript is spliced from 9 exons.
GUUUCCUCCAACAUGGCUGCGCCCAGUACUGCCAUGGACAGCAACCAUCAAAGUAAUUACAAACUGAAUAAAACUGAGAAGAAGUUAUUAAGGAAACAGAUUAAAGCCAGGCAUACUUUGCUGAGACAUGAAGGCAUUGAGACAGUAUCCUAUGCCACCCAGAGCCUGGUUGUCGCCAAUGGCGGAUUGGGGAAUGGUGUGAGCAGGAAGCAGCUGCUCCCGGUGUUAGAGAAGUGUGGACCCGUCGACGCCCUCCUGAUGCCUCCUAACAAGCCCUACUCGUUCGUGAGAUACAGAACUGCAGAAGACUCCCAGAAGGCCUACGUCACCCUCAACGGAAAAGAAAUACUGGAUGAUUUAGGACAGAAGAUCCUACUGUACUUGAAUUUUGUGGAGAAAGCACAAUGGAAAGAGGUGGGGCUUCAGGCCCUACCUCCAGGCCUCAUGGUAGUAAAAGAAAUUAUUUCUCCUGAGGAUGAGAAAAUGCUUUUGGAAAGUAUUAACUGGGCAGAAGAUACAGAUAAUCAAAAUGUUCAAAAAUCCCUGAAGCACAGAAGAGUGAAGCACUUCGGUUAUGAGUUCCGCUAUGAGAACAACAAUGUAGAUAGAGGCAGGCCGUUACCUGGCGGUCUUCCUGACCCUUGUGAUAGCAUUUUGGAGAAAUGGUUGAAAGAAGGUUUCAUUACAUACAAACCUGACCAGCUGACUGUAAACCAGUAUGAGCCUGGACAUGGAAUUCCUGCUCAUAUUGACACACAUUCUGCUUUUGAGGAUGAGAUUGUUUCUCUCAGUCUGGGGUCAGAGGUUGUCAUGGACUUUAAGCACCCAGACGGCAUCACAGUGCCGGUUUUGUUGCCUCGUCGGAGUUUGCUGGUGAUGACCGGAGAAUCUAGGUACCUCUGGACACAUGGUGCCCUCCCCUCUGAUCUGGGAUCCGUCUGUGAGUUCGCAGUGCCCUGCCCUCUGAUCUGGGAUCCGUCUGUGAGUUCACAGUGCCCUGCCCUCUGAUCUGGGAUCUGUCUGUGAGUUCGCAGUGCCCUUCCCCUCUGAUCUGGGAUCCGUCUGCGAGUUCCCAGUGCCCUUCCCCUCUGAUCUGGAAUCCGUCUGUGAGUUCGCAGUGCCCUUCCCCUCUGAUCUGGGAUCCGUCUGUGAGGUCACAGUGCCCACCCCUCUGAUCUGGGAUCCGUCUGUGAGUUCGCAGUGCCCUUCCUGUGAGUUCGCAGUGCCCUUCCCCUCUGAUCUGGGAUCCGUCUAUGAACAAUUCCUCAACUUCUCUUUGUGUUUCAUGAUUUUUGCAUAUUUAAGGGGGCUUGUUUUGUUUCUAGAAUAUAUCUCACUUUGAGUUUGUUUGACUCUAAUCUCAAAGAAACGGGUUAUACGCACUUUGGGCAAGAAUAUAUCGUCAGUCUUGAGAAGGGAAGCACCACAUCAGUAAAUUUAUUUACUAAUAUUCUACUUAAAAUACUGCUGAGUUCUAUACUUACUAGUAAUGUCCUGCUGGGAGAUGAUGCAUUUGUAUAAGAAUUCAAGGAAAUGAACAUAUAAAUGAAUUUGUAACCAGUCUUGAAUGUGACCCAUAAAAACCAAUGGCCUGAUUUUGUGCAAUGAGGCUUAAAUUUACCUGAUCUGUUUUUCAUGGCCAUCUAAAAUAUUUUCACUUACAGUAAAUGAAAUAUGUGUGGUGAUCCAGUGGUUUCAAGUAUUCCUAGAAUUUUGAGAAUAUUCACAUUUUCUUUCUUUAAGCAUUUGUGCUGUCGGUAACCUUUAAAUUUAAGAGUAAUGGUGUUUCAGCAAAUACAAAAUGAAAAAUGACUUUUCAUAGGCCUGCGUUAUAAACAUAUUUUAAUCUGCUCUGGAUAAUGGUACAGAUUAAUUCUCCUGAACAUCAUUUUGAUCACUUUAUUUUCUCUUUCACAGUAUAUUGUGCUGUCCAGUGUUGAGAGUAGUUAUCUCUGGAAGAUUAAACUGCAGGCAAUAUUUAUUUUUAAGCCUUUCUCUAGAAUCAAAACUCUUUCCAAUAAUUUCAGAGGAAAAAAACCCCUUCAGUAUUAUUUUUAAUGGUUACCAUUGAUACCCAUCAUGUGACUUUGCGUAUGUGUAUUGGGAAGAGGAAGAGAGUGGAUAGGUUAGGGAGGGAGGGGCUACAGGUAGAGACAGGAAUAGAGAGACUGAGCAAACAAUGACACACCAACUGUGGAGGUAUUCAUCAGAAUCUCUGGGUGGACUGGAGAAGAGAUUGAAAAAGCACAUAUAAUACACUUAAAAAUAUGUAUAAACCACCUUACUAAUGAUCUCUGUGCUGAAAACAAAGCCGUAGAAGCACUGCUGAGGGGUAUGAAUCGACGAAGGGUGAUUUGAGGUGUCUGGCUGGCUCGCUUGGUAGAGCAUGUGACUCCUGAUCUUGGGGUUUUGAGUUUGAGCCCGACGUGGGGUGUAGAGUUUACUUUUAAAAAGAGGUUAAUUAACUCUGCCCUGUAAUGUUAAUUACAAACUCUUAAUUUGAUCCAGUUCAGAUUUCCUAUUCUAGUCAUUAUGCCCUGAAUCAAAGACGGCAGGCGGGCAGCACAUGGGUCAGAACAGGUCAGGCCUGUUCUCUUUGGCUGGGCAGUGGAGGUCUGUGUGGCAGCACAUUACAACAUGGCGCACAGAUAAAAAUCAGGAGCUUUCACAUAAAAAUCUGCGUCUUCAGUGUCUUUUGAAGAUUGGGAACUGUGGCAACAUCGGGCCCUCGUAAUCCUUGACCACAGUAUUAGGAACAGUCAGUGGCCUUCUUUAGAUGAGGUGGAUGAUCUCACGUUCUCUGCGGUUCCCGCCACGUUUUGUGGUUCCCCGCACUGAGGCUGUGCAUCAGCUGUCACUUACCACUGUGCUUGCGCUGUCAUGUUUAUCUUGUGACAGAGUCACCUGAAAACUAAAUCGAUCUGGUCUGUGUUACAGGCAGGGAAUGGAAAGCUGGAAUGGGUGGAAGAGAACACUUUGUUGUUUGGAAAUGAAACUACUUUAGCAUGUUUAAUGGCAAGUGACAUUUCUAAACAAGCCCCCCGUUUCACUCCUUGAGGGAAUUUGACUGCCUUGGGAGGAGCUUAUUUAUAAGUUUAUUUGGCUCUCCUUUUAAAUUACUUUUGGAGCAUUUUCUUUGUGCUGGCCUUUGUGCUCAGAGUCUCCCACAAUCUGCUCACUUACAUAGUCACAGUGGGAAGUUCGUUGCACGCUCUGUCCCCUUUGUUCAAGGAGAUUGAUUGGAGCAUAAAGAGGUUAUGCUUGUGCAGAGUCAUAGGACCCUUACGUGGCAGAGCCGAGAUGAGAAGCCAGGCAGUCUGGCCUCAGGAUCCGUGCCCUUAACCGUGGCUGUACAGCCGGACUGGAUUGCCCUCUUGCCUCCGAAUUUAUGCGGUGCCCUCUGUGCCCUCUAGCCUUCCUGCCCGCGGCAGCCUCUCAGGGCAGUAAGCUUUCUUUUCCUAGGUUUUUAAAUAGAGCUCAACUUUGACCUUCUUUAUAAUUUAUAAAACUUCUUCUGGGUACAUUAGCCUGAAAUAAUUUCUCCCUUAAACUCCUAAAGAUUGUAUGACCUUGAGAUCUUUCUUCUAUUAAGCUAUUUUUUAAAUCUAAAAAAUGUUUUGUCUUUCUAUUUAAGAUUUUUUCAACUAGAUUAUAAUUUGAUUACAGAAGGAAAAAAAGAUGUUCAGUAGUGUUUAAAGAAUUGAUUAUUCUUAACCCAUGGAGUACCUGUUCUGAAAAAUCUGAGAUUAGUGCCAAAACCGGUUAAGUAUUGCUUGGCCUUUGUCUGAGAUUUAAUUCUAGGCAAGUAAAGUAAUUGACUUAAAAGAGCCAUAAUAGAGAACUACUUAGUCCUCAAGAGAGAAGUUUAUUUGCUAAUAAGAGUUUCAAGAUAACUCAUUGUUCUGAAAUAUCUUGACUGCAUUUAAUACCAUGGCUUUAAUCAUUUUCAGCUAUCAGGGUAAAAAUCAUAUAAAUUCAGGCAAUGACUCCUUGCUUUUACUUCUAAAAAAUUGCCUUCAGUGCAAGCUGUUUUUUAAAUUUUUUAAUGUUUAUUUAUUUUUGAGAG